Molecule: messenger RNA, 3547 nt
Organism: Solenopsis invicta (red fire ant)
Lineage: Eukaryota; Metazoa; Arthropoda; Insecta; Hymenoptera; Formicidae
Gene: Strump
Product: WASH complex subunit 5
Exons: 17
Coding region: 1-3438 (1145 amino acids)
Biological process (GO): endosome fission; regulation of actin nucleation; endosome organization
Cellular component (GO): endosome; WASH complex
Source: RefSeq, a predicted model, not a curated record
AUGGGUGACUUUUUGGCAGCUAAUAAUGUUUGCGGACAAAACUUGCUGCGACUGGUAUCUCGUGGAAAUGCUAUUAUAGCUGAACUGAUGCGAUUGAAGGAUUAUGUACCGCCGGUCUUCAGCUUGGAUUCGAAGCAAUUGAUACAGAAAUAUGGAUCAAUCAUAAUUGACUUUGCAUACUUCAAGGCAGCCAGCGUUUAUGAGCAAAAGAUAGAAGAUGACUCGAUACUCCAAGAGACUGAUGAGGAGCUCCGGAAUAACUUUUCAGACAUACUCACAAGGUUUUACUUAGCUUUCGAGAGUAUACACAAGUAUGUGACAGAUCUGAAUUUUUACAUUGAUGAGCUGGGAGAUGGUGUUUAUAUACAUCAAUCCGUAGACUCUAUUAUGUUCAAUGAGGAAGGAAAACAAUUAAUGUGCGAAGCUGUAUACUUGUAUGGUGUCAUGCUACUGCUGGUCGAUUAUUAUUUUGAAGGACGAAUACGCGAAAGGUUACUUGUGUCCUAUUAUCGAUACAAUGCUCAACGAUCUUCCUCGACGAGAGUGGAUGACGUUUGUAUGCUACUCCGUUCAACGGGAUAUGUGAGAACAUUAUCUAAAAGACCAGCUAAUUAUCCUGAAGAAUAUUUCAAGAGAGUACCUUUGCGAGAUUUUUUGGUAGAUAUGGUCGUCGGUCGGCUACGCUCGGAUGAGAUUUAUAAUCAGACACUUGCCUUCCCGCAUCCGGAACACCGUAGCACUGCAGUAGCUACACAAGCGUCGAUGUUAGUCAUAAUUUUGUCAUUUAAACCAACGAUACUGCAUACGCAAACUGCCAUUAUGAGGGAGAUAGUAGAUAGGUUCUUUCCUGACAAUUGGGUAAUUAGCAUUUAUAUGGGAACAGUGAUCAAUUUGUGCGAUUGGUGGUCGCCGUAUAAAGCUGCGCGAACGGCGUUGAAUAAUACGCUUGAAAAUUCAAAUGUGAAAGGAAUUGCACAAAAAUAUGGCGCAAAAAUGAAUCAAUUAACGCAAGAGACUGAAGAGGUGCAGUUGGCAGGCACAUUGGAUGAAAACGCGACGGAUUCCCUAGUCAAAUUAGUUCGGGAAUGUAAUGUUACGUUGCACUGGAUUCUUCUGCACACUGCGACGCCUACAAUAAUGUUAGAAGACUCAAAACGUUCGCGUACUCUGCGUCAAGUGGUCGCGAUGGAGAGCAAAUACACCACAAUGAAAUGUCUUCGUUUGUUAUUAAGCACUGCUCAAAUUGAACAAGAUGUUAAACAAAUGUUCAAAGAUCUUUUGCUUGGAAAAGAAGCUAAAUGGCUAAAAGACAAAGGAAUAUGCGUCGAACGUAUAACUGAUCUCGCACAAAUUUUUGGAGGCGCCAAACCUCUAGAUGGUAUCGAUAAGAACCAAAAUCUUUAUACCUGGUUUAUGGAAAUAAGCAAACAUAUUGAUUCAUUAAAGCAAGAAGAUGGGCGAAAAAUAGUGCAGUUACUUCAAGCGCUGGAACAAGUUCAGGAAUUUCAUCAGUUAGAAAAUAAUUUGCACAUCUCUCAGUAUCUCGCUGACACGCGUGAGACUCUGCAUAACAUGUUGCGUACAGGCAGCAUAUCUGAAGAUAUCAUGAUAAGUUUGAAUAUCGUGACUGAUUGUUGUUACGCGUGGAAUAUCAUGGAAUCUUUUAUUGAUGUAAUGCAGGAGAGCAUAAAGGGAAACCCACCAACCGUCAUCAAACUUAAAGCUCUUUUCCUUAAAAUGGCAUCAGCAUUGGAAACUCCGUUACUUAGGGUGAAUCAAGCGCGAAGUGCGGACUUGUCCUCGGUAUCUCAAUAUUAUAGCAGAGAACUGGAGGGAUAUGCGAGGCGCGUUUUGCAAAUUAUACCUGAAACUGUGUUUGGCCUGCUAGCAGAGAUAGUGCAUCUUGAAACGAAUUCAUUUAAAGAGAUCCCGACUAAAUUGCCCAAAGAUAAACUUAAGGAUUAUGCACAACUGGCUGACAGAUUGCAGAUGGCAAAAUUAACGUAUGCCGUGUCAGUUUUUACCAAGGGUGUUUUGUCGUUAAGAAGCGUCUCUUUAGGAGUUUUAAGGGUUGACUCGCAUCGUCUCUUGGAGGACGGCAUACGUCAAGAGCUUGUGAAGAAAGUCACUUUGGCUUUACAGAACGGCCUCAACUUUGAUCAGAAAUCCAAGCUAUCUCUGCCACAAAAACUGAGAAAUUUAUCUUCAAUUAUGGAUGGGUACAGAAAAUCAUUCCAAUACAUUCAGGAUUACAUUAACAUAAACAGUUUGAAGAUUUGGCAUGAAGAAAUUACGUAUAUUAUAAACAAUGCGGUCGAGGAAGAACGUAGGGGCUCUUCUUGGGUGCCCGGAAAAUCGUGGAGGCAGUUCCAGGAAGAUAAGCACGCGUUUUCGACAGAUAAUAACUCUUUAACGUUCAUGGGUAGACUCGCCAGAGAGCUUAUCCGUAUUACCGAUCCCCGAACCAUCGUUUACAUAGAACAUUCUCUAGCAUGGUAUGAUAUUAAAACUCAAAAUGAGGUCUUAAAUUAUAAAGUUUUCUCGAUGAUAUUGGAAACAAUAAGUACGCCGGGAUUGUCGGGGCUGGACAAACUUAUUUCCUUCUUCAUCGUUAUAGAACUAGAAGCUUUAGUUCACUAUGUAGAAAAAAAUAUACGGAGCAAAACGUGGAUGUCGUUGUUAGAAGAUUGUGAGACUACUUUGAGUUCUUUAGACAGUGCUAAAGGUAACAUUACGAAACUUCACAAUUCUAUAAGCGCUAGCAGCAGCAAAUUGUGGUCAUCAGCGCUCGAGUGGACAUUAAAAAUAGGUCAUUACCAAUUACUCCGGAAAAAAAUAGCGUACGAGUUAAACACCGCGUGCAAAUUUGAAGCAAAGCACAUGGAAGCGGCACUUCGAACAUUAAACACGGCCAUUUUAUGCGAGAUAGCGAAUAAAGAUAGCAAUAAUGAAACUGAACCGGAGAAAAGUGAAUUACUUCAUGAACUUAGCGUGCGAUUGGACUGGGUUGGCAUCAGUGAUCCGCAUAACAAAGUUUAUAUCAAGCCACCAAAGAUAGAUAAUAUAGCUAUGAUUAUUUUUCUAUUCACAGCGUCGCAGUUAAAUAAAUUAUUCUACUGCAAAAAUACAGCAAGUCUUUUAAGCAAGAAAUAUCAGGAUCCCGUUGACGCCGUGGUAUUUGCCAUAGGAAUACAAACAAUCCUCCGACAAUUCCACGUUUCUGUGAUGAAUCGUUACGUGAAAUACCUUUGUAUGUACGUUUUGUCGUUCAUCACUGUGGAGAGUAUGAAAACUGGAGGUGACGCGGACAUUGAAGGAGCUACGAAUCUUCAUUUCUUGGAGCUUUUCGUGAAGUACUCCGGCAUUCCACGUUCUCUCAUUCUUAAAGAAAUACCCGUCGUCGUUUUAGAUCAUUCCCUGGUGAAAAUGUCAAAAUAACGCUGCAGCCGAAAUUUGUGAAAUAAUAUUACACAUUGUAUAAAUGAUGUAUCAUUACAUAAUAUAUUCUUACAUAUAAAGUUAUAUAUUUUGUGUAAAUAAAAGAAGA